Messenger RNA from Pyricularia oryzae 70-15, 748 nucleotides. RefSeq lists its product as uncharacterized. The record is from RefSeq and is a predicted model, not a curated record. The transcript has 2 exons. Bases 84 to 581 code for a protein of 165 amino acids. Lineage: Eukaryota; Fungi; Ascomycota; Sordariomycetes; Magnaporthales; Pyriculariaceae.
UGUAAGUCCAGGUAAUUACAGAUCAAUCCAUCGAACGACAUAGCAAUCAAACCUAAUCACCGUCAAAAAGAAGCACCACCAAAAUGUCAAACCCAAGCAAGAACGAACUUAACAAGAUGGCCCAGCAGGCCGAGGCGGACCUCAACACGUACGAGGCCAAGGUGGGACACGACUUCCGGACCGGCGCCGGCUUCGACGCGGGCGUUAACACCAAGGCGGAGAACAAGUUCCCCAGCGCCGAGGUGCGGUACGGCGAGGACCUGACCACCGAGGCCGCGAGGGGACGCCAGGGCGACCCGGACGCUGCGGACAAGGACGCGCAAAAGGCCAGGAGCAAAGGCAAGCUCGGCGCCGACAACGCGGCGGAGGCGAGGGAGGGAGACAACGAUCCCCUGAAGCAGGGCCUGGAAGCGUCGCGCAACAAUGUCGGCCCGAACCCGCCCGGUCCUGGCGGUAGCCAGUUCAGCGGGACGAGUCCCAACGACCCUAGGGAUGUACCGGGCAGGCUGGACGCUGAGGGCUUGGCGCCGCCGAGCAGCGUGACUGAGGUGUCGGGAGAGGCGGCAAAGUCUCGCAGGUGAGAUCCUGGGAUUUGAUUCACAGGGUUGUAUGUAUUAUAUGUUUAAUGACAGCAAAUGGACUGAAACGGAUUUGCAUCGUUUCCUGGGAAGUCGGAACAGUGUUUGUGGUGACUGGUGAGCAGAAACGUCUGUACUCAUGAUGCUUGCCAUACACAACUCUUUGCAAG